This is a messenger RNA of Rotaria sordida, 1173 nucleotides long. The record is from the annotation of a GenBank genome assembly. Lineage: Eukaryota; Metazoa; Rotifera; Eurotatoria; Philodinida; Philodinidae.
AUGUCAUUUGCGUCACAUAGUACAGAAUCCAUUCAUUUGAAGGAAAUUCGUACUAAGCCAUUAGCCGACGGUGAAAUAUCUAUGACGGAUUUUUUAACAGAUGAAGAUAACAGACGAGAUAGAGCAAAUUCAUUUAUUUGUCGUAGUACAUUUCGUCAUGCUCCAGCAAGUCAAGAACUACAAAUAUUUGCACGUAUUAGACCACGAGUAUUUAUCUAUGAUCAAGACACAAUUGAAGAAAAAUAUUACAAUUCCAUUGACAGUAUUCCAAUAAUAAAGGAUAAUGAAUGUUUAUGGAUUGAUGUCAUUGGUAUGCAUGACACACUUUUACUAUCGAGUAUUAGUCGACGAUUUAAGAUUCAUCCAUUAGUCAUACUCGAUGUCGAAACAAAUGAACAACGUACAAAAUUAGAUGUUUUCGAAGAUGCUUUAUUUCUUGUGAUUAAAUUAAUCUAUCCAGAUCAGGUCACACAAAAAAUACACAUUGAACAAAUUUGUUUUUAUUUAAAAGAGAAUAUUCUAAUAACAUUUCAAGAAAAAUCUAAUGCUAUUUUUGAUCGCAUCAGACAUCGCAUUCGUCAAAAUAAAGGUCGCAUUCGAAGAUCGAAAAUUGAUUACUUAUUUUAUUCAUUGAUUGAUACUAUCGUUGAUAAAUAUAUGGAUGUACUUAAUAUAGUUAAUAUAGAAGUCGAAGCAAUUGAUCAUGAACUAAUGAAAACUGUAUCACGUGAUACACUUGAAACAGUUUAUGAUCUUAAACGUGAUAUGCUUAAUUAUCGUCGUGUAAUAUCACCAUUAAAAGAAAUAAUAAAUCGACUACAAAAAGAAGAAGAAACACAAAUAAUACAAGAAAGUACAAUUAUUUAUUUAAAAGAUUUAUUCGAUCACGUUGUACAAGUCACUGAUACAAUUGAUAUAUAUCGUGAAAUGCUUGCUUCAUUUAUUGAUUUUUAUAUGAUGUUAAAUUCUAAUGCUAUGAAUGAAGUUGUUAAAACAUUAACUAUUAUUUCAACAAUAUUUAUUCCUUUAACAUUUAUUGUUGGUGUAUAUGGUAUGAAUUUUCAUAAUAUGCCUGAAUUACAUUGGAAAUAUGGAUAUUUUGUUGUACUUAGUGUUAUGGUUUUAUUAACAAUUAUUAUGUUGGUUUGGUUUAAACGAAAAAAAUGGUUUUAA